Messenger RNA from Paramecium pentaurelia, 1544 nucleotides. The record is from the annotation of a GenBank genome assembly. Lineage: Eukaryota; Ciliophora; Oligohymenophorea; Peniculida; Parameciidae.
AUGACCGAAGUCUGCUAACCUAAUUAAACAGGGUUUUUUCAUACAUGUGGUUAAUUUAGUUAAUGCGAAUUGAAUUCAGCCACAUUAGUUUAUUCAUGUUAACAUGAUUCUCCAUUUACACCAAAAGCUGGAAUAAUUAUAUCAUAUAUACUUACACCAAUAUUGAUUGGUAUAGGAAUAUUAGGAGGAAUGGGAGGUAUAAAUAUUUGAAAUUUUCAGGUGGAGUAUUGAAAGGACCACUUUUAGAAAUGAUUCUUAAUUACUCUUAAAGUGAAGCAACUCAUAUUGCAUACUGUUUUAUGUUUGGAGGUACUCUUCUUAACACAGCACUAUUAAUGUUUGAAAAGUACUAAAUUUAAAUAUAUAUAGAAAUCCAGAUGACGAGCGAAGACCAAUCAUAAAUUAUAGAAUUGCAAUAAUCUUUAAUCUUGCUGUUCCUUUUGCAACAAAUCUUGGUUCAUCAUUAGCGUCAUUUCUACCUUAAUUAUACACUCUCAUUCUUCAGGAGCUGUUUUUAUUUGGAGUAGCCCCUAUACUUUGGGAAAAAGGUAAUAUAUAGAAUAAUUAUGUAAAAUAGCUAAAAAUGCUAAAAAAGCAGAACUUAAAGUUAGUGAAGAAUCUUAAAAAGAGAACACUUAAAAUUUAAAUGAUUCAAAUCUUAAUCAAAAAAUAGAGUUGCAAGCUAUAGAAGGGAUGCAAGAAUAAAAAGUAAAUAUAUUGUAAGAUAAUAAUAAGGAUUAUAUAAUUUCUAAUUCAAAUUUAAAUGAAUCUCUAUAUUCUAAAUUUAAAUAGGAAUCAGAAAACAUUUUACCAUUGAUGCCAAUUCUCUGUAUUUUAGGGUCAUUUGGAUUAAAUUAAGUAAAAAGAAAAAUUGAAUAAAAUAGAUAUUUAUAUAAAUGCGAUCUACAAAUCCAAAUAAACCUUCGUAUGUUGGAAUUGAAGAUUGCACAUGGGAAAACGAUUUUAUGAUCUUUAUUUUAAUCAUAACCAAUGUCUUAUAUGAUUAUUUGAUUUUGUAAUUCGGAACCAAAUAAGAGAAAACAUUUAAUUAAAUCAAUUUUUUGCCAAAAGAAAGAUAUUUUACUCCAAUCAGUAGAUUUUUUAAGAUUUAUGCCGGUGGAUUUCUAGCAGGAUUUGUAUCAGGAUUUUUAGGAAUGGGAGCUGGAUUUGUUAUGGUUCCAACUCUAUUAUAUAGUGGAUUAAUUCCAAGAUGUGCAUCAGCUACAUCAGCAUUUAUUUAUUUAAUGAUUUCAUUAAAUAAUUUGAUUACUCUCCUUACUAAUCAUUACUUAAAUUGGCAAACUAUAAUUUUAUUUACUGGAUUAGCUGUAUUAAUAUAUAUAAUUAUUAAGAUUAUUGGAGGAUCUGUUUUUGCUAAAAUUGGUUAUAUCUUAUUAGGUAAAUACAAGAUUGGAUAUUUUGUAAUCCUAAUUGUUUUUGCUCUUGAUAUUGCAAAUAUUAUUUCGUAAAUCUAUUACGGAGUUGUAUUUGGAAAAAGGUAUGGAUUAGACUAUCUAACUCAAGCAAAUAAAGAGUGUUAGUGA